Messenger RNA from Jatropha curcas, 2253 nucleotides. RefSeq names its product putative beta-1,4-xylosyltransferase IRX10. Gene Ontology annotation, molecular function: glycosyltransferase activity. The record is from RefSeq and is a predicted model, not a curated record. Lineage: Eukaryota; Viridiplantae; Streptophyta; Magnoliopsida; Malpighiales; Euphorbiaceae. Gene Ontology annotation, biological process: glucuronoxylan biosynthetic process; plant-type secondary cell wall biogenesis.
UUCAUCCCCAGAAACUGUACAAACAUACAUAUUUCUUUUUGAUUGAAAGAAAUCAAACACUUUCUCAGUUCUCUUUGGUUGGACUAACGGAAAAAGUUGUCGACUUUGUUUUACGUCUUUCUCGAAACAUACUACUCAAGGAUGAUAGUUUGAUCUGGUUCUUCGAUUUCUUGAUUGUUACCCUCCCAAAUCCUCUUUUGGUCCAUGGCGACCUAAAUAAAUACAACUGUCAAGUGUGAAGGGAAAGGAAAAGAAAAGAAAACAAGUUAGGAGGAGAAAAUUCAAAACUUCUACACGUGGAGCGUCCACAUCAUAUAACUGCCCACUAGUAGCUUCAGGAAUGGGGGGAAAGCGGAGGGAGAGGUUAGAGAAGCACAUUAUAUGGUGGAAAAUUCCUGAUUAAUUGUUAUUUUUGAUUUGGUUUGUUAAUCAAAAGGCAAUGAGAUGGACUUGUUAUCAAACUGGCAAAACAAACACAGCUUUCACUAACCCACGUAGAUUUGAACGUGUUGUUUGCUGCUGCUGCGUUUUCGAGAAACAAGAAUGCGUCUUUCUCUGUUUCUUGAAGCAAAUUCCUCCCUGUAUCUCUUUAUUUCCCUUUCAAUCUUCACCUGGAAAACUUCCAUUUUCUUAUUCACUCCCAUAACCUACUUUCUAAGUAAACUCUUCAACUACCACUCAUACGACAUCCCACCUAUAUACUUCUCAUAAUUCAUAAGUACUGCCUUUUCUUUCUCUUUUCGACGGACGCUUAGACCCGUUUCUGCCUUCCAUCGAGAUUCGGGUUUGGCCAAAAGAAAAAAAUGAGGAUAUCCCUUUGGAUUUUUGUUCUGUUUCUUGUUUGUGGCAUUACUGAUACAAUUUUUGCUGAUCAGAAACCACGGACGGAGCGGAUUUCAGGAAGUGCUGGUGAUGUUUUGGAAGAUGAUCCAGUGGGAAGGUUGAAAGUCUAUGUAUAUGAGCUUCCGAGCAAAUAUAACAAGAAAUUGCUACAGAAGGACCCCAGAUGUCUCACCCAUAUGUUUGCUGCAGAGAUCUUCAUGCAUCGGUUUCUCUUAUCGAGCCCAGUUCGAACCCUUAAUCCCGAUGAAGCAGAUUGGUUUUAUACCCCUAUAUAUGCCACUUGUGACCUUACACCUACUGGCUUGCCAUUGCCUUUCAAAUCUCCACGGAUGAUGAGAAGUGCAAUACAGCUUAUCUCUACCAAUUGGCCUUACUGGAAUCGCACUGAAGGGGCUGAUCACUUCUUUGUUGUGCCACAUGACUUUGGAGCUUGCUUCCACUAUCAGGAAGAGAAAGCCAUUGAACGAGGGAUUCUUCCAUUGCUCCGACGUGCUACUUUGGUUCAAACUUUUGGACAGCGGAAUCACGUAUGCUUGAAUGAGGGUUCAAUUACGAUUCCUCCAUAUGCUCCUCCUCAAAAGAUGCAGGCCCGUCAAAUUCCCCAAGACACUCCGCGGUCCAUAUUUGUCUACUUUCGAGGCUUAUUUUAUGAUGUGAAUAAUGAUCCAGAAGGUGGUUACUAUGCAAGGGGUGCAAGGGCAGCUGUCUGGGAGAAUUUCAAGAAUAAUCCUCUGUUUGACAUCUCGACAGAACAUCCAACCACAUAUUAUGAAGAUAUGCAAAGAGCUUUAUUCUGUUUGUGCCCUCUAGGUUGGGCACCAUGGAGUCCAAGAUUAGUUGAAGCAGUGGUGUUCGGGUGCAUUCCUGUCAUCAUAGCAGACGACAUUGUUCUGCCGUUUGCGGAUGCUAUCCCAUGGGAGGAAAUAGGAGUGUUUGUGGCAGAGGAAGAUGUCCCUAACUUGGACACAAUCCUAACAUCCAUACCAACAGAAGUGAUUUUAAGGAAGCAGAGGCUUCUUGCAAAUCCUUCAAUGAAACGAGCAAUGCUAUUCCCACAACCAGCACAAUCAGGAGAUGCUUUCCACCAAAUACUGAAUGGCCUAGCGCGCAAAUUGCCACACGACAAGAGUAUUUACCUGAAGGCUGAUGAAAAGAUUUUGAACUGGACAGCAGGGCCAGUAUCGGACAGGAAACCUUGGUAAGUGAAAGUGGUUUCUUGCCAGGGGAAGAGAAUCUCACGUAACAUAAUUACUGUUUGUGGAAAUAGGGCAGAGUCUGAAUUGAGCUGAGAAAAGAUGUACACUUACCUUUGAAAUUUUGAUGCUGUACAGGUUCUUACCUUUGUAGUUUGUAUGUAUGAAAUGUACAUCUGAAAUGUUAUACAUAGUUGGCCGCUUUUAUUUUAUUUUU